This is a messenger RNA of Brienomyrus brachyistius, 2646 nucleotides long. It is a transcript of the gene tmem167b, whose product is annotated as transmembrane protein 167B. The transcript is spliced from 3 exons. The record is from RefSeq and is a predicted model, not a curated record. Bases 151 to 375 code for a protein of 74 amino acids. NCBI's taxonomy places the organism in Eukaryota, Metazoa, Chordata, Actinopteri, Osteoglossiformes, Mormyridae.
GCCGGCUAAUAUCUGUGCGUGUUUAGUCUGGCCUACGUGUUUACUGUCAACGUAGAAGGCCGAGAGAAAUGAAACGUUGAGAAAAGAUUCAGAGGAUCUAAAGUACAGAGAUUUUUGCGAAUAUCUAAAAAAAAAAAAAAAACUGAGAGCAUGACGAACGUGUACUCAUUCGACGGCAUACUGGUGUUCGGGCUCCUGUUCAUCUGCACCUGUGCCUACCUAAAGAAAGUACCUCGCCUGAAGAAUUGGCUACUUUCGGAGAAGAAAGGGGUUUGGGGCGUUUUCUAUAAAGCUGCAGUAAUUGGGACGAGACUUCAUCUUGGUGUGGCAUUCUCCUGCUUUGCCAUGGCCUUUUAUGUUCUGUUCAUAAAAUGACAGGCAAUAUUACAUUUGGAUGCAAUGAACGGUACCUUACACAUGCCCAAGGACUUGCGUGUACAGCGAAGGCCGCCCUCUACUGGCCAGGAAGUCCAGACACUUUUUACCAUCUGGUGUUUUUCCCAGCUACCAAGCAAAGACCUACACUACAAGAGAACUGAAUUCUGCAGUAUGUUCUCGGUACGCUAAUACUGCAAGUGACAUGUUAUGUAAUUUGUAGCAGUUAUUGUGAAGGAAGGAAAAGUGCAAAAUUAUUUUGGCCGGAGAUUUUUGUAUUUGCAUUUGACUGUUUGAAAAGAAGCGGGUAAAAGAUUUUUUUUAAAUGUAUGUUAUAGUUGGGUCACAUGGAAAUUAUUCAGGCUGUUUAGGUUAUUUAGAACAGGGGUAUGUAAACCUCAAAGUGUGCUGUUUUUCAUUUACCCAAGCAAUUGGGAAUUCGACCGAGAAAUUAUCUUUCAUACAGUUUAUUCAUGCCUCCUUUUUUAGUUGCUAAUAGUUACAAUAAAUAUACCCCUCUUUGCCCCAUAACACCCAUGUUUAACGUUGUAGACUGUACUCCACCAUGCCUGUCUCCCCUCCACUCCAGGGGUGUUUGGGUUAGCCGAGAGGGAAUAGUCCAUUUAGGGCCUUUCACAGGGCACAUUCAGUGAAAGCUCUUGUCUUACUGGAAAACUGUUGAUAUAAGCCAGGUCUUGCUAAUGAAUAAAAUAAGAAUGUGUUAAUACUUUUCCUUGCUUUAAGUUCUUGCUGUAGUCUGUGUUAGCUUUUAAGAACAAGUUUGUAAACAUUGUUUUUAAAAGAGUAUAGGCUGCUGUCUAAGAAGAGGGGAAAUGGUUAUAAAAUGUGUUCUGCCCAAUUAGAGUGUAAACAUAAACACUAGUGAUUUCAACUUAUUCCAAAGUUCAUUUUCUGUAUGUUACAAAUGUCUGAUUAUAUAAAUUUAUUUAAGGUUUUAUGGUGAAAUAAAUGCUAAAAUUGAAGAUGAAUUUUUUAAGCUUUAAAAUGCAGCAAUUAGUGCCGCAUGGAAUUCUUAAUACCUCGCCUUUUUGAUCUUUUGAGCUGUUAUAACCCCUUUGGAAAUUAAUUGCAUAAAUAUAUAGAGAUAUUGAAGCAUAAUAUAGAUUUAAGUAAAUUUGAAAGUCUGUUAAAAUGUCCAAGGCUGUCUGAUAUUACUCACAUGUAUGUAAGCAUCUGUGGAUUGGCAUUUUUAUAAGUCAGUGUUGUCACAUUUAAAAGGGGGCCGAGGUGGGGAGAAACUUUAUAGUUGGUGCUCAUACUGGAUAGAGGGAAAAUUCUUCAGGCUGCGGAGGAGAAGCAGGGAGGGGCUGAUUCCUGCUGGAGACUGAGGCUCCGAUUUGGCCCUUCUUUGCAUGUUACUCCUGUUUGGCACCAAGUGGCAUGUAAGUUCUCAGCUUUUGCACCAGUCCACAAUUUAUGCUAAAAUUCUAACCAAUUCAGUUUCACUGUGUGUUAAAUUUAAUUAACAUUGUUUCACAUUUAAUUAAAACUUGUAUUUUGUAGACCUGAGAAAUUGGUCAGGUCUCUUAGGGCAUGAUUUGCCAAACUUUGUUAUACUUUUUUCCUCCUUAUUAGUAUAUGGGGGAGGAUUUAAAAUAAAUCAUUAACCUUUGAUUUGUCUUUUGUUGGUGUUUUAGUUCUUUACUUUUUUCCCCCUAGGGAAAAAUUUGUAUCUGGACUGGUACAAAAGCUGGGCAGAUCAGGAUCUUAGUGUGCAAGUCAAACACAGUUGUGAGUGAACCGGAAGAACUCAAGCUGUCUGGAGCCUCUAGGAAUCAUGGAUUCAAAUACAAGGUCAACGGAAUAGGGGACAGGGAGAGAGAAUAUUAUGGCUUAAAUAUGCUGCUGAUGGUCCAGCUUCACCAUCCAAUGACUGUAAACAGAGACAAACAGGAUUUUACUCCCUUUCUUGAUAUGAGAAGCAUUUUGCAGGGGGAGGCUUCAGUGCUGGAGAAAUUGGUUUACAGAGAGGAAUCAAACCAUCACAAGCACCUGCAUAUGACACAAUUGUUUAUUGGUUAUUUACAGUGCAUGUGGAAUUAAUUAUAAAUAUGGCAUUUGAGAGUCUAACAGCUAGAUGACAACCUCAAAGUUCACAUGUUCUUUCAUCUUAUGUUUCACAGCUGAAUACCUUGGAAAACACAAUGAAUUACAUGAUUUAUUAUUGGGAUUGUUUAUUGAUCUUUCCUUUGAUGGUCUGGUUCCUGUUUGUGUUCUAUAUUUUCAAAUAAACUGUCAUUCUUUUUAGCA